GCGAGGCGGGGCAGACCCAGGCCCCGCCCCCGUCCCUUCCUCCCGGGCGGGGCGCGGUGGCCCCGGGGUCACUCCGGAGUCAGUCCGGGUGCGGGCGGGAGGCAGGGUCGGGGCACUCCUGCGCCCGGAGUCUGCGGGGGACCGCUCCGGGAGCAUGGGGGAGAACAAGGUGACCCAGUGCCAGCAGGAGGCAGAGGAGGUGACCCAGAUCAUGCUGGACAACUACUCCAAGGUGCUGGACCGUGAGGGGAAGCUCCAGGAUCUGGACAGCCGGGCUGAGGAGCUGCUGGACAUGUCUACCACCUUCAGCAAGACAAGCAAGACGCUGGCCCAGAAGAAGCGCUGGGAAGACCAGAAGCUGCGGCUGGUGCUGGCUGGGGUCGCGGUGGGUGUCCUGGUUCUCAUCAUCCUGGCUGUGGCCUUGGCCCUUUCACUGCCUGGUGCUGGGACCCAGGUGUCUGGGCAGGCCGAGGUCCGUGCCUCUGCCCCCACCAACGGCAGCAACUGACUUCUGAAACACAACCACUUCUGGUGUGGACUUUGCGGGUGGGGGUGGGACCUGGAGAUGCCGUGCCCCCUUCCCAAAUUGGCCCCACCCACCUGGGAGCAGGGGGCUUGGGGGGGACUGUCAGCUUCCCACCAGCAGUGCCUGGCCUAGUCCUCCCCCCACCCCCCCGUGGUGCCUCAGUUUCCCCUGCCAGGUCCCUCUUAAGUGAGCUUUCUCUCACCAGUGCCUUAAUACCACCCAGUCAGGACCCCAGCACUGAGAGCUUCCUCACAGCAGAGCCCUGACUAGGAGGCCUCAGUACUUCAGUUUCCCCAGCCAGGGCCCUUGAAGCCUGUGACCUUCCCCAACAAAGUGCCUUGAUAAGUGUUCCCGAGACAAAGUGCCCCUGAGCCAGGACCCUGGUGCUGUAAGCUUACCCCCAGCAGUGCCCUAGUUUGGAGGCUUCGCUGGCUCAGUUUCCCUACCUGGGGCCCAUUGAAGACUGUGAGCUUCCCCACUAGCAGUGCCCUGGGAGUGUUUCGCCAGAGCCUUGACACUACAACCUUCACCCUACCAGUGCCUCAGCCAGUUCCCCCUUAGUGGUGCCUCAAUUUCCCCACCCAGGGCCCAAGAAGGCUGGCAGCUUCCCUAGCCCAGUACUGUGAACGUCCCUGGGACGGUACCCUAACCUUAACACCCCUCCCCCUGCCGUGAGAUCCCAGUGCUGCGAGCUUCAUUAGAGCAGUGCCCUCAGCCCCAUGCUGCCCUCCACAGCCCAGCACCAAAUAAAAGGAGUUUUCUAAGC
Messenger RNA from Alligator sinensis (Chinese alligator), 1292 nucleotides. RefSeq names its product vesicle associated membrane protein 5 (gene VAMP5). NCBI's taxonomy places the organism in Eukaryota, Metazoa, Chordata, Crocodylia, Alligatoridae. The transcript has 3 exons. The coding region runs from base 155 to 508 and encodes 117 amino acids. Gene Ontology annotation, cellular component: plasma membrane. The record is from RefSeq and is a predicted model, not a curated record. Gene Ontology annotation, biological process: Golgi to plasma membrane protein transport.